AUGCCUCCUCUCAAGGUCCUUAUUGUCGGAGCGGGCAUUGGCGGCCCAGCUGCUGCGUUCUGGCUCUCCCGCAUUGGCUGCGACGUCACCAUCGUCGAGCGCAGCCCCACACUCCGUGCCACCGGCCAACAGAUCGACCUCACCGGGCAGGGGAUCGUCUUAUUGAGGAUGAUGGGAAUCGAAGAUGCGGUGCGGGCCGUCCGAUGCCCCGAGCCUGGCAUGCGGGUUCUCGACCAUCUAGGCAGAAGCAAGGCCUACUUUCCGGUCAACACCAGCGGCAAGGGCCUGUCCCCGACACGCGAGCUCGAGGUCAUGCGCGGAGACUUGGUGCACAUCCUGUACGAGGCCACCAAGUCCCUCAAAGGGGUGAAGUACAUUUUCGACUCCCACAUCGACAGCUUCGCCCAGGAUGACGAGGGUUCGCCGGCCGAAAAAGUCCACGUCACGUUCUCGGACGGCAGGCAGGAUGACUACGACGUCCUCAUCGGCGCCGACGGCACCGGCUCUGCGACGCGCGGACUCAUGCUGGGGUCUUCGUUCCCGGAUCCGCGCCGCGACCUCGGCGUGCACAUGGCCUUCUUCACAGCGCCGUCCCGGGAGGACGACACGUACGACUGGACCGUGUGCCACAUCCCAGGCGGCAAGGCGCUCAUGACCCGCAAGGAUAGGCCGGAGAACAUCAGGGUGUACCUCGCCACCCGCACUGGGCGCGCCGCCCUGGACGCGGCGAAAACCCCCGCGGAGCAGAAGGCGGUAUUGGCGGAGCUGUUCAAGGGCGCGGAAGGCUGCCAGUCCGAGCGGUUCUUGCGGGAUUUGGUAGAGGCUCUGAGGCAGAUCCGUCUACCCGAAGGUGCAUGGUCUCGGGGACGGGUCGUGCUUCUCGGUGACGCGGCAUACUGCCCGGCGCCUAUUGGGGGUGGCGUGGCGACGACGGCUGCGCUCGUCGGGGCCUAUGUGCUCGCUGGGGAGAUUGCGAAGCAGUGGAAGAAGAAUGAAGAAUCACCCGGCACGUUCAACAUGGAGGAGGCGGCGAAGGAGUACGAGCGCAUCGUGAGGCCGUUCAUCACGGCCAAUUCGCAAGUGUCACCCUGGAUGAUGAGGCUCUGGUUCCCUGAGACGAGACUUGGCAUACGGACUUUCCACGCGCUCGAGACGGCUCAAGAAGAAACACAGACACUCAAAUACUCCGACUACUUUGGGUUAGGGUCGGGAAGAUGAGGGCGCAUGGA
This is a messenger RNA of Phialemonium atrogriseum, 1229 nucleotides long. RefSeq names its product putative monooxygenase. The record is from RefSeq and is a predicted model, not a curated record. Bases 1 to 1218 code for a protein of 405 amino acids. NCBI's taxonomy places the organism in Eukaryota, Fungi, Ascomycota, Sordariomycetes, Cephalothecales, Cephalothecaceae. The transcript is spliced from 3 exons. Gene Ontology annotation, molecular function: FAD binding.